Andrographis paniculata is the source of this 891-nucleotide messenger RNA. RefSeq lists its product as uncharacterized. The transcript has a single exon. NCBI's taxonomy places the organism in Eukaryota, Viridiplantae, Streptophyta, Magnoliopsida, Lamiales, Acanthaceae. Bases 1 to 891 code for a protein of 296 amino acids. The record is from RefSeq and is a predicted model, not a curated record.
AUGACUGAAAAUACGCAGCAAUUUGGUUCAAGAGAUGUUGGACAUAUGAGCGGAAACAACGACCAUACCAUCCAAUCAAUACAGCAACAACUUUCUAAGUUGACGAGCUUUGUUCGCAAGAUGGUCGUGGAAAAAUCCAACCCGAGUGUCCAGGUCAAGGCGUGCGGAAUAUGCACGAGUACAGGACACCCUACAGAUAGAUGUCAGACCCUCCAAGAAGAAUGUGCAGUGGAUGUGAACGCUGCAAAAUACGGUAUGAAUAGACCUCCAGCGUACAAUCCAUACUCCAACACCUACAAUCUAGGCUGGAGAGAUCUUCCAAACCUGUGGUAUGGAAACUCACACCAGAAUCAUGGUCCUCAACCAUUUGGAGGCACACAUCAGAUGCAACAGCCUCGCCUUUACGAGAAACAGCUCCCCCAAGCACCCACAAGCAACUCCAGUCCGUUCUUGGAGGACUUGGUGAAGUCUAUGGCUACCAGUACCCUGCAAUUCCAGAAAGAGAUGAAGUCAACUGUCGACAAGCUACAAAGUCAGAUUAGCCAAGUGUCAGAAGAGGUAAAACAGCUACAAGAAAGAGGAAAGUGGCCUGCGCAACUAGAGCAAAGCCCGAAGAACAUCAGUGCCAUAACUCUUCGCAGCGGAAAGGAAUUGGAAGGUCCACCUCCUAUCUCGAAGGGACAGAAUGAAGAUCAGAUUGAGAUGGAGAUUGAAAAAGAGGCCGAACUUCAUGAAAAGGUACCUUAUAACUCUGUUCCUCAUACUGAAGCUAAACCAACUCAUUUUCUUGAUAGGUUUAAAAGACCACAAAAGGUGAACAAACGAAAAGAGAUGAUGGAAAUCUUCAAGAAGGUGGAACUUAAUAUCCCGCUCAUGGAGGCUAUCAGCUAA